This is a messenger RNA of Aspergillus pseudoviridinutans, 429 nucleotides long. RefSeq lists its product as uncharacterized. NCBI's taxonomy places the organism in Eukaryota, Fungi, Ascomycota, Eurotiomycetes, Eurotiales, Aspergillaceae. The transcript has 2 exons. Bases 1 to 429 code for a protein of 142 amino acids. The record is from RefSeq and is a predicted model, not a curated record.
AUGGAUUCAGAUUCCACGCGCGAUACGCAACAGCCCCCGGAAAUGGAAUCCAGGAUGCCGCAAGCAGAGGAACAAGGGCGGGACGGUACCCGGACUACGGGAUCUAGUAUUGCGGAUACGUACUCGACGACUGCGAGUUCCCUCGCUGACCUGGGGAAUCAUAUUAGCACCAUGGCGGGGACGACCAUGACGGAGAUCAGAAAUAAAGCCGGUUCGGUGUCGACUGGGGAUGUUGUGCGGGAGGUCCGGGAGACGGCGUACUCGAUAACGAUGGGGAGUAAACAGGCGGAGGAGACUACGGGUACGGGCGUUGAAGAGUGCGAUCCGCAAGAAGCUCGCAUGAUUGAUGAGCUGCCCAAGGAGCGAAUCGCCGAGUUUCUGCAGGAGAAGCACAAGAGCGAUGCGGUGCGGCCUUCGAAGCAGCAAUGA